Benincasa hispida (wax gourd) is the source of this 4534-nucleotide messenger RNA. The record is from RefSeq and is a predicted model, not a curated record. NCBI's taxonomy places the organism in Eukaryota, Viridiplantae, Streptophyta, Magnoliopsida, Cucurbitales, Cucurbitaceae.
UGCAGAAGAAAACGAGAGAGAAAAGAGGGAAAAACCAGAGGGAGAUGCUGUCGAGAUUCGUCUAGAUGAUGAAGGUAUUGCCGAGUUUGUCUAGACGAUGAAGGUGCUGACGAGUUUCGUCUAUAUGAUGAAGGUGCUGAGGUAAACGAUAAGAAGAUAAAGGAAGAAGAAGAACACCAAGAAUUUUUACGUGGUUCGGCCAAAAGGAGUCUACGUCCAUGGAGAAGUCGGUGAUUUCUUAAUCGGGGAGCUACAACAAGAAUUACAAGAUAAGUAAUUUUAGCUACCUAGAUCUCUCAAUCUUUUUUCCAUCAUAUAUGUAUAAAAAAUUUACAGAUGUAUUUAAAGACAACUUGUAUAACUAAUUUUUUAACAACCUUUGAAGUUGUUUUUCAUAACUUGUAAUAACAAAAAUAUUGUUAAGUACUUGUGUUUGUUAGAGGCUUACCCCCGGUCCCCCAACAUUGUUGUGUACUUUUUUUUUUAAUCAAAAAUAAAGAAAAUUACUAUUGACAUGUGUGUUUUCUUUUUUUGUUUGUUUUAAUUUUUUUUUCCUUUGUUCCUCCUUCAAAGCAAAGAAAAUCCUCAUUGAUGUGUGUUGCGUGUUUUUUUUUGCCUUUUUGUUUUUUUUUUUUCCAGUUCUCCCCUUAUAAUUGCACUCUCACCAAUAAAAUCUCCGACAUUAGUUUUAGGGAUUUUUUUUUAGAAUAGGUGAGAUUAUUAUACAACAACAAGGGAUCCCACAGCUCGGGAUCAAGGCAUCAAAACAACAAAAUACAAACAAAGAUAGGACUCAACCGAAACAAAGACACAACAAAUGUAAACAACACCAUCCACCUGGAAGAAAAACAAAGAAAAGGAAACAAAACCUCACCACCUGGGGCCAACAACCAAACAAAGAACAUUAUUUUUAGGGAAAUUUAUUUCUAUCUAUAUAUUUGUAUUUAUGACAAUCUCUCUCCUCCAAAGGUAACUACCAUUGAUACGUGUGUAUUUUUUUUUUUUUUUGCCUUUUGUUUUCUUUCUCUUUUUUUCUUCGAUUCUUCCUUCUAUGUUCUUAAUAAUACUGUGAUUUUUGAUUGACGAAGAAGCAUGAGGGAGAUGUAAAGGGGUGAUUUGAGAAAAUGGGGAAGGAAAUCUUUCAUGUUUUAAUUUUUAAAAUAUGAUUGUGGUUCAAUUAUAUUAUACACAUUAUCCCUUUAUUUUUUUUAAAAAAAUUUGUUCGAAAACACUGAGUUUAAAAAUUAUAUAAUUCUUGUUACAUAUUAGAAGUUUCAUUUAUACAUUUAUUUGAUAAUUUAAUAACUAACGCAAUAAUAUGAAAACACUGAGAAAAAAACUAUAUAAUUUUUGUUACAUAUUAGAAGUUUCAUUUAUUUUAUAAUUUUUAAUUAAAAUUAUGAGUUUUCAUGUGUAUUGCACAUGUUCUUAAACUAGUUCAAUUAAAUGACUCCAACCUUCCUAUGGUCCUAUAGUGAACUAAGAUACUAAAGGUAAGAAAUUCAUCAUUUCAAUUUUAGUGGGAGGGAACAAAAAGUAUUAUAAUUGUUAAGACAAUGACCAAACUUCCAACUACAAAGAGCAAGAUCAUAUCAGAUAUGAUUUUCAUUCCAAUUCAUCCUUCUUCUCUCCACUUUCACUAUACCUCUCUACAAAUCCAAGUUUAAGAAUGUAACUUAUUUUCGACAGUGUAUGUGAGAAUGAAAGGUAAUUCACUUCACGGGACGCUUCACUCCACAAUCUAUGAAGUUGACAUAUAACAUACUAGUAGUGGAUCUAAUGCAUUCAACAUGGUACAUCUCCUCUUGCAAAUUGAAUUUUUCUUUUGUAUUUUGGUUGCGCUACCGAUUUAUAGUGAAUAUUGGUAAUUUGAGGUUACCUGAAAAAGUUAUUGUAGAAUGUCUCAAAUUUUUAAAGUUUCUAAAGGUGUUUACUCCUAACCUCCUGUUUUUCUAUGUACAGUGUAUUUUCAUGACUUAACAAAAGAAAUUGUAACAUUAUUUUUUAGUAUAAGGUACUUGUUUUUGAGGUUAGUGGGGAAUUAAUCGUCACUUAAAGCUUGCUUCUCGUUCUUAUACCAUGUAUUUUCUUUGGAGGUUGUCCCAAAUCUCCCACAUAUAUACAGUUGGUUAAACAUUGCUUUUUUAACCUAUGAAGUCGACAUAUAACGUUGUUUUUUUAGUUGGUUAAACUGCGUUUUCCUAUAUUUUUUUUGGUUUGUUUAGAUUUUGUUAAAGACAUUAUUUUUAGUUUAUUAGAUUCUUUUUUAAAUUACACCAUAAUUAUAGGGAUGUUACUAUUGGGAUAUGUUAGUCCAUUUACAGAUUUUAAAAGUAUUAGAUUUAGUUGAUCAUUAAUUUCUUAUCAUUCUUUAAAACACAACAUUUUAUUUUAGCCAUUUAUUUGGUUGACUCUUUAUUUAAACACUUACAAAAAUUGUUGAAAAUAUACUUCAAAAGUUAUUUUAAGUAAUUGUCAAAUGUUCUAAUUUUUUUUCAAAAUAACUUAUUUUUUAAAUUAAACACUUGAAAUGCAUUCCAAAUACAUAAGACAAAGAUGGUUACGGUGCAACCGCGAGAUUCUGAAGGCCGGCCCAAUAAAGUAUCAUUUUGAACAAGGCCCACAUAUGGAGUCCGCGGAGGAAAUCCAAUCAUUUCCACUGGCUGCCGGCAAACAAGAAACAGCGGUGGUAUUUCUUCUUCUUUUUCGUCAACAAAGAAUCAACGGAGAGGAUCGGUCUCAGAAGGCUAUAAAGGAAAAGCUUCGUUAAUCAUGGAUGCUACACACGCCUUCAGCUUCAACUUCAACUUCAACUUCAACGGUGGUAUUUCUUCUUCGAACGAUUGUAAUGUGGAGGAGUUUCGUACUGACGAGAAGAUGCAUUUCAACUUCAACUUCGAAAGCUCUUAGUCUCGGAUGGUUCGAUCAUGUGAAACCGGCUCCGAAGGAUCCAAUCAUCGGAAUUACGGAGGCUUUCUUGGCCGAUCCGAGCCCUAACAAAAUCAACCUUGGAGUGGGAGCUUAUCGCGACGACGAGGGGAAACCGGUUGUGCUUCAAUGUGUUAGGGAUGCUGAAUCGAAAAUUGCUGGGAGCGAGUUCUUAGAGUCAAUUUCUGCUGCGGCGAGUUCAAGAUUUGUGGAGGAGAGUGUUAAGUUGAUUUAUGGAAAGGAUUCAGAUGUUAUAAAGGAAAGGAGAUUUGCUGGACUUCAGGCACUGUCCGGGACUGGAGCAUGCCGAUUGUUUGCUGAAUUUCAGAGGCAUUUCCAUCCCGAUGUUCCAAUUUUCUUGCCUGAGCCAACCUGGUCUAACCACCAUAACAUUUGGAGAGAUGCCCAAGUGCCAGUGAGAACCUACCGCUACUAUCAUCCAGAUUCAAAGGGUUUAAAUUUUGGAGCAUUCAUGGAUGAUAUCAAGAAUGCCCCAGAAGGUUCAUUCUUUCUGCUCCAUCCCUGUGCCCACAACCCAACUGGCGUCGACCCAACGGAUGGACAAUGGCGAGAAAUUUCAAAUCAGUUGAUGGUGAAACAUCACUUUCCCUUCUUUGACAUGGCGUAUCAAGGUUUUGCCAGUGGAGAUCUUGAAGAGGAUGCCAAAGCUAUACGGCUAUUUCUUGAAGAUGGACAUAUAGUGGGAUGUGCUCAAUCCUUUGCGAAGAAUAUGGGUUUAUACGGACACAGGGUCGGUUGUCUAAGUGUUCUUGGCAAAGAUCAAAAGCAAGCCAUGAUAGUAAGAUCUCAGCUUCAGCGACUGGCCAGGGCAAUGUAUAGCAGCCCUCCCAUUCAUGGUGUGUUAUUAGUCUCAACAAUCUUGAGCGAUCCACGUCUGAAGGCUGAAUGGAUUGAAGAACUGAAGGUCAUGGCCGAUCGCAUUCGAUCUAUGAGAGCUAGUUUAUUUGAUAAUCUUGAGAAAUUGAACUCUCCUCUCAAUUGGGACCACAUAGUCAAGCAGGUUGGAAUGUUUUGCUAUUCUGGAUUGAACUGUGAGCAGAUUGAUCAGCUGGCGAGAGAUUUUCAUAUAUAUAUGACCAGGGAUGGACGUAUGAGCAUGGCGGGUGUGACGACGAGAAAUGUAAGCUAUUUAGCGGAAGCAAUGCAUCAAGUCAGUAGUUAUGAUCCAGAGUCUUUAAAGGUCUCCAAUGCAAGUUUCUAAUGGCCGUCAUUUCAAGAAUAAUUCAGUUGAUGAGGAUAAGUUUCCUACUGUUCAAAUCUUCCUAUUUGUCAAUCCUAUUUAUUUAUAGGCAAACUCUAAUAUCUCAACCAACAAGCUGUUUUUCCUUUAGUCAGCUUGGAUGGCAAUCAGUGAUCACUUGAAUGAAAUUCUACUGUAGAGCUGAAAAAAACUUGCAUUCUAAAGAAGCAGAAAUUAAUGAGUCCUGAUAGGAUAGGAAAUCUCCCAUCUUAUUUUGUUUUAAUACCGCUAAUACAUAACUCUCUCAUUUCAAAAAUGCUAAUGCAUAACUUCUACGAGUGUAUCAUAUUUGUUUCAUUGUAAGGGUUAAUGUAAUAUUAAAGAAAAUUUUGUAGUUAAACUGCA